Closterium sp. Naga37s-1 is the source of this 1104-nucleotide messenger RNA. NCBI's taxonomy places the organism in Eukaryota, Viridiplantae, Streptophyta, Zygnematophyceae, Desmidiales, Closteriaceae. The record is from the annotation of a GenBank genome assembly.
AUGCGACCGGUCCCCAUGCGAACCGAACUGCUUGCAUUCAGGGUGUUCACGCGACACAACUCCGCUAAGGCGCUCGGCAGCUUCGCCACUGGUCAGCCCGCCUCUCCUCCUCGCCACCCUGCCUCUUCUCUUCGCACCUUGCCUCUCCUCCUCACUCCCCUGCCUCUCUCGCUCCCUUGCCUUGCCUCUUCAUUCACUGCUGCACCCAGGCACGCCUCCUUCCCCCCACUCUCCCCAUCUCCUUCCUCUAAUGAUAUGCGAUUACUCUCAAGCCUGAUUCCCCACUCUGCCCGUGCCCUCACUCCCGCCCCUCCCCCAGCCGCCCUGCCACUGCCACACGACCUGGUGACCAACAUCUCCUCUGCCGCCUCUGCUGAUGCCUUCCUCGCCACUCUCAACAAGUUCAGGUGCCCCUCUCACAUUACAGCAAACCUCUGCAGCUCUGCUCCCCCUCUGCCACCCUCUCGUCUUGUAGUGGGGCAUGGCAUGGCAUGUCCUGGCACCUCCUUUGGCGCCACCUCCUUUGGCUCCACCUCCUUUGGCGCCACCUCCUUUGGCGCCACCUCCUUUGGCUCCACCUCCUUUGGCGCCACCUCCUUCGGCUCCACCUCCUUUGGCUCCACCUCCUUUCUCUCCACAUCCUUUGGCUCCACCUCCUUUGGCUCCACCUCCUUUGGCGCCACCUCCUUCCCCACACUCUUCCUGCACAAGGCGGACGGCACCAGGCAGCUCUACGACGGCCCGCUCAAGCCCGAGCCAAUCGAGGCCUUCCUCGAGCAGUUCGCUGCCCCGGCCGAGCCCGCCGCUGACUCAGCGACAGCUGGCGAGGCGGAGGCAGGCGGGGCAGGGGCGGCGGGGGAGGAGGGGCAAUCGGAGGAGUGCAGGGAGGUGAAGGAGAAGUUUGAGAAGGCAGCAGAGGAGCUUGUGGGCAUGGCGCUCACUCUCUGCUCUCCCUUCUCCCUCGUCAUCCAUCCUCAUCCUCAACACAUCUUUGUGCCUGCCUUCUGGGGCUCGUUAGCAAUUGCUGCUCUUUGCCUCAUUCCUCCUGCCCAUUCGUGCCUCUCCUUUCCUGCUCAUUCCUGCUUCUCCUCCCCUGCCCAUUAG